AAUCUAUUUUUCAAUUUUUAAAACAGCAGUCAAGAAAUUGCCUGUGAAAAAUGAAUUUCUUGUUGCAUGUGAUCCAAAUUGGCACUCUAGAAAAAUAAUAUAAUAAUGAGUCAGCAUUCAGCAAAGCGCAAGCAACUGGAUCGAAAUUGCCAAAUCUUGCAGCCUUUAAGUUCCACAACUGUUAAUUCUCAAUUCUCGAACAAUUUGCAGAUCCUACCCAUCAAGAAACCAAAAACCAUGUCCAAUAGUAAUCUUCAACCCUCCCGCCGGCCGCCGGAGCUGCUUCACCUGCCGGAAGGGUACCCAAGGAUAGGCUAUGACGAUGACGCAUUUUCACUUGUGGGAAGUGGAGAAGGCAUGGUGGAGAAGGGGAAGUCAUCGGCCGAUUCAAGGUUGCUAAUGCUGCUGGAAUUUUUCAGACAACUCUAUAUCAGGAGAAGUGAAGUGUUUAAGAAAAUAUUUGAAGAGUCGCAUGAUGAAUUCGUAGAAAUGUUCAAGGAAGUUGGUGCAAAGUUGUCCAGGCAUGGAAGAUCAAGAAGGAACGAGACUACUGCAACUUUGAAAAGAAGCUUGAGUGUUGGGUCACAACGGAUUCGUUCUAUUGAUGGAGAUGAUCAAUUUCCUUUGAGACUCGAGAGGUUCAAGGUUCGGACGGUGGUUCCUGGCGGUGGCGGUGCCGGUUCUGGUGCCCAAGGGGACAAGGGUGACAAGUCUGGAACCAAAUCCAAAUAAAGGGAAAAAAGAGUUCUUUGCUUCUUUAGAUUUAAAUAAGUUAUUACAAAUAUGAUGUUGUAUGGAGAUUUUAGAUAUGACAAACAUAAAACAUUGGCUAUACCAUAUUGUGGUUAUAAUUUAGUAUUUGUUUAUUUUAUGGUAAGGAACAAUUUAAGUUCAUGUUUCCUUAUGAAAUUAAGGGAUGAUUGUAAGAAAAAAAAAUAAACAAAUUGCAUUUUUUUAACUUUUUGUAAUUUUUAACUAAUUUAAGAUCGCAAUGCAAAUGCAAAAUAAAGGCCCAAUUAGUACAUAGAAUCAAACUCACAAAUCCAACCCCUACAAGAAUUUAACAAAAUAUAAAUAAAAUUCAAAUAUGAAUAUUGAUGUUGGUAAUAUUAGACUGAUGAUGUGGCCGAAAUAAUAUUGUGUUG
Molecule: messenger RNA, 1145 nt
Organism: Manihot esculenta (cassava)
Lineage: Eukaryota; Viridiplantae; Streptophyta; Magnoliopsida; Malpighiales; Euphorbiaceae
Exons: 1
Coding region: 106-732 (208 amino acids)
Source: RefSeq, a predicted model, not a curated record